Messenger RNA from Belonocnema kinseyi, 10754 nucleotides. RefSeq names its product lysosomal-trafficking regulator (gene mv). Gene Ontology annotation, biological process: intracellular protein localization. The record is from RefSeq and is a predicted model, not a curated record. Gene Ontology annotation, molecular function: protein kinase binding. Lineage: Eukaryota; Metazoa; Arthropoda; Insecta; Hymenoptera; Cynipidae. Gene Ontology annotation, cellular component: membrane; cytosol. The coding region runs from base 260 to 10300 and encodes 3346 amino acids. The transcript has 14 exons.
UCCUUCUUUUUCUUUCUUUUUUUCUCACUACUUUACUCUCAAAGAAGCUCUGCAUUUGCGAGAAAAAAACACAGCAUAUCAAGUACGCGGGGAUGUUAUAUAAGCGAAACGCAGUGGUGACAACUCGCGGUCACAACAUGCUACAUCGUUCUCAGUUGACCCAAAUCUGAGUCGAUUUCAUAAGCUGGAAACUGGAAACUCAGACAUGAUGAGGACACCCUUCGAAUGAUAGAGGAUUACAAAGCAGGACCUUGUGGCAAUGACUACGACCCAGACCAAUAAACUGCAACUUCUGUGGGACCACUUCAUCGACGCCGAACCACAUAGUCACGAGAAAUCGUCUUGGCUAAACAUUUUUCUUGCGGAACUACUUGCUGAAGUGAAAGAUGGAAAGGAUGCGAAAGAUACCAUUACCUUUUGUACUGCUGGAAUAAGUGGAGUCUCAACUCUUAUUGCCUGCGAGCUACUCUCCGACGUGCACGCAAUCUGCGCCUCUCGAGGAGACGGAAAUGAAUUAGUAGGUCUCCGAAAAUUUCUGGUUCAAGAUAGAGGCUGGAGAUUCCUAGCAGUUCUCAAUUUGCUCGGAAUUCGCGGUCUUUCCUGUGGACGAGAGUUGGUUGCCCUACUUCCGGCUUUAUAUCCGGUUGCCUUUCAGGAAGGUGCCGAGUCAGUUCCGGCUAAUCCCUACGUAAGGUUUCACUGCAACGAUGAGACGGUCGAUACGAUCGACAUCAUCUCGCACGCGAGAAAGAAGAAUGCAAAACCCAAGCCCAGCUCAGAAAAUGCGGCCACCCGACGAAAACGAAUCAGGAAGUACAGCACCAGCAGUGGAAAGCAAAAACCGCAGUCGCAAAAGCAUCUUGCGGUGACGAAAACAACCCAGGAGACGAUCAGCAGCGAAUCAGAUAACCUCUCCGAUGGCAUCGAUCAAGCGAGGUCAUUAACACUGAAAGUUCGUCUCAAUCCGAUGGAUUUUGAAUAUUUCACCUCAGUAGUUCGCAGCGAUGAAGAACGAAAAUGGGAGGGAACUUGUCUCUACGAUCUUUCCCCACUUCGAUCUUCAAGAAAAGAAACUUGCGAAGACUUCAUCGACGAGAGGGUCAAAGGUGUCUUAGAUUCGAAAAUCGGUCCCUUCGAAUCGAGUCUCCUGAUUCUACAACUUCUCCAAGGCCUGCGAGAUUAUGACACACCAACUGAGCAGACUCCAGCGGUUCAAAUACUCAAAUUCGCCCUAGAUGUCUUAUGGAGUCUGCAGUUUGGAAUUGAUGUGGUCAAUUUGUCAAGAACAGAAUGUGCCACAUUGAAGGCGGCGGCAGCUAGGCUCAUGCUGACGGCUUUAGAACGAGUUUUGAAAACUGAUGAGCCGACGAUGGCUGUCAUUCACAAUGGGUUAUUGCCGAUGACUCUGAGGCUUUUGGAAGAUGCUUGUGAAAAGUCGAUCUCGGUUGCAACGCCGGAGGAAGGCUCGUAUUUGCAAGAGUUCAUAUUUGCGACGACUUAUGGAAUAAUCACUUUUUUGUAUUAUCUUCUACACCAGAGAGAGUCAACGGAGAAGCUGAAGGACUUCUCGGAGUUGUUUCAACUGUUUGUGGAGAGCCAAGAUGGAAAGUUGGUGGAGAGAACGGUCGUGACGAUAGUAGCUUUGCCAAGUACUGAUCAGACGAAAUCGGUGAUGAGGGCGAGAAAGCUUAUUGAUAUGAUUGGAGCGCUGAUUUCGGCCUUGAAAAGAGUAAGACAGGAAUUGUAUUCUGCGGAUGAGGGUAGAAAAACGAAGCAGAAGCGGAGGGUCAAUACGCAUCAUCACUUUGUUGAUGUCUUUGGAAUCCCGUUUUGUCAUCAACCUGUAGUCAGCACCAUUACUGAACAGGUCUGUUCCAUUUCCUCCCUGUUCAUGGCUUUAACCGCCCUUCUUUCCGAGGCUCACACAUUCGACAGUGAUCUUCAAAUAAGACUUCUGAAAGUGAUGACAGCAGCCGGAAUUUGUUGCUGUUUUCCACCAAGAAUACUCGUCUACAAUAUCGUAGGUUUUUUAAAAAAGCGAAAUAGCCAAACCUACGCGCCAGCAGUUGCACUUUUAGAAAAAGUGCUUUUUCGGGAACUUGGCGCUUAUCCAGUCUCGACGGAAGACUGCGUUAUGUGCAGUAAACUCAAAGGACAUCGAUGGGAAUUCCUUGAGCUUUAUAGCGACCUUCUAUCACCUGAUGAUUCCAAAUUAUGCACCACUAUGAUGAUACAUUUAUUAAAAGUUACGCCAAAUUCUCGCUUUCCUGCACGGGAGGCUCUCCUUUUUAGGGUAUUUCACUCGACUUUUUUGAGAGCGAAGGACCGCUACGAACACAAUAAUAAUAACACAACAGCCAAGUUCCUCAUACAAGCUUGUCUAUCUAUAAUGGCUAACUUAAUUGUAAAUGCUCCAAUGUUCGAGAGAUUUAUGGAAAUCGAUGGAUUACAGGACGCUCUGAAACUUCUCCCCAAUCCAACUUUCGUAAGAAGCGUCUACUCAUUGCUAGAAAUCGCCGUCAUAAUGGAAAUUUGGAAAAUGCGUUGCGAGGAUUCGCAAAGUUUUGAAGACACAAUGUCGGAAAGACCAGCUCUUUUCGCGUUAAUAGAAGCUCUCGAAAGUCAAAGUAGUAGUCUCGUAACAAUAUUAGAAACCGAUUCGAAAGAGGGGGUACAAGAAGACACGCAAACCGACUCUGAGGAAAUUGAAGGUACUAUUGUUCCCUUGAGUUUAGCAACUGCGAGUGAGCCAAUUGAUUUGACGAAUUACGUCAAUCUUUCAGCGGAUCCACUAUCGGUGGAAAAUACAAAAAUGAUAGAGAAAGAAAGUGGAUAUAGGCAGAUGAAAUUUUAUGAACCUAGUGCUGCUUGGCGAGCUGCUGCUGGUGUUGCUCUAUGCAGCCCGAAUUUUCGAGUGGAACUUUCGAAGAAACCAAUUGCUGAUAACUUGGCGAAAUUGUUUAAAUUACUGGCUGUGUGCAUUGCAGCUGAUAAAAUUAAAGAUACCGGAAAAUCAGUGCAGAGGUUAAUGGAGGCUUUAAUUACGUGCGGCUUAACAUCCCCAUUGUGUGACUGUGACGUGGUGUCGGCGCUCAGAAUGGCGCUGAUGGAUCCCAAGACCAAAUUGGGACGGGGACUUGCGAUGCUGAUCGAGUCCCUCCUACGAGUUUCCGUCCUAAGACCCAGCGAGGAGCAGACCAUUCCACAACCAAUGAGACCCAGGUUACCAACUUUAAAUCUUGAUGCGGCUCCAGAUUGUGCGGGAGGGGGUAGUAGCACUGGAGAUUAUGUAACUGCUGAUGAUGGUUACGAGGCGGAUGUUGAAAAUCCUGGAAAGAAUGCUCAUGAAAAUCAACCCAAGAGGUCUAAUCAAGCGGGACCAGUAAUUGAACCAAGAGGACAUGCGAACGCUCAUCCUGCUUUAUGUUCUCUCGCCGUUGACCUUCUGAUUCACUUCAGCAAACAGGGCUUAGAUGGUGAGAGGGGCGUCAUCGUAACAGGGGGAUUAAGAAGAGUCGCUACCACCUGCAGAGAAAGUGCGUCAAGCUGCGCUGCCAUCGCUGGCUCUGGAGCCAUUACAAGAUUACUUGAUGGGUUCAAGGACAUACUCGUCAGCAGAGAUCCCCAGCAUACAGACCUUCGACACGCAGUUCUGGAAGUCUUCACUCUGCUCGCCACCCAAUCAAUUUCUUCAACAGAACUAGUGUCUUAUCUCUCCCUCUUCAAAGUCCCAGUACCAUGCUUAUCAUCUCUUCUAGACCCUCUCUUCCGUCUCGUACUUUUAACAAAACCCCAACCAAACUUCAUCCUCUCCUUCCCAGUCCCCACAGAAACAACUGUCUCCGCAAAAACCUACAAAGAGGAGAGUAAAAAUAUUGAAAAGGCAGAAAAUCUAGUCAACAACUUUCGCAAACGACACAUGGCAUCCAGGAUUUGUAGCCCCUGGUCCGUUCACGCAAUCUGUCUACCAGUAGGUCCAGAACUUUCAUGGCCAGUCUGGCUGCACGGAGGUUCAGCCUCAUUGUGGUUGAGAGUAGAAAGAGGACUUUCCGUCGGCCACAGAGGAUACAUUCUCAACGCCAGCUCCCUAGCCGACUCAGAAAACGACAGCUUAUCCGACUGGGGCGUUCUCACCGACAAUUGGAGCCGAGAAGUUGUAGAAGAUUCAUCAUACCCGCCAGCACCGAAAUCAAUAGUUCACCUCAUGUCCGUAGGUUUCGAAUCUCUCGUUCUUGAACUCUGGAUCGACCUCAGAUCUGACAAACUAAUUCUAAGACUGACACGACCCGAUGAUAAAAAUAAUCGUACUAUUUCCGAAACAUCAAUAAGCGGUCUUCUCCCAUCUGGACGAUGGCAUCAUCUAGCUUUAAAUUUCAAAGACACAGUCCUCAACAAACACAGCGCUGUCGUCGAAGUUGUUUUAUGGGUCGACGGUUGGAAAGAAGUUAGCGCUCAAUUACCUUUUGAUGGUUUGCUCGUAAGAAAACCCGGAACGACAUGUAUACUUCUGGGACAAGUUGGACCCAGUGGUAUUGGCGCCUGGUAUCUCGGAAAUCUGAUGAUGUUCCGGUGUCCAGUUUUCACUCGAGAAAGGGCUUUGUACCUCGCAAGUCUCGGUCCGAAUCACACGAAUCUCGCAGAAUGUAUUUUACAAAACGACAAACCAAACUUUGCACCGCUCAUUGCCUCUGGUGCACUCAACGGCAUUCGCGAAUUAAAGUUCGAGGGCGGAAAAUUCGACACGAGUCGCAGGAAAUCCUACGGAGGAACGUAUUUUCGACUUGCAGUGGAAACCAAAGUCUGUGAUACGAAAAUUGACUGGGAUGCUGUCAUGGACGCGACAAGUACACAGCUUGGAGAACUUCAGGAUAAUCUUCUUCUUAGCUGCGAAGCUCAAAGUCCGAACAUGUUUCAUUUGUAUCCACAAGCAAUUGCUAAUCCCGGAGCAGUUGUGAGGAAUCUCUUCCCUGGCCAACCAGUUUUUCGAGUUAUAACAGCACCAGAGCAUCGGGUCUCCCAGCAGCCACCACUUUCAAUCCCUCCCAUCGUAUCGGCACAUUUAGAGUUCAAACAAUACAGAGGACUAGUUCCCGCAGCUCGGCAAGUCGGCGGAAUUCCCAUUUUCCUUUAUCUAUUCGCCCGCGUUGUGGAGCUGAACUCAACUGAAGUCGAACAGGCUUUAGCGCUUUCGAUUGUUUUAAAUCUUGCUCGUAGCGAUUCGAUUUUGCUGAAUCAGUAUCGAUCAGAAGGAGCACCUUCGCUUGUUCUCCGGGUUUUGGAAUCACAAAGGUGCCACGCUGGAAGACACAUGUUGAAGGCGAUACUGGACGCAGCAUGUGACAGUUCUGUAUUGAUCAAAGACGUCGGCAAUGGAGUUCACUCAAUUUCACAAGACUGCGAAGCCGUUAUUACGGACCCUGUGCUGAUCAAGUGCGCUUUGGAAGCCUGGAGGACUUGGUCCAGGUUUGAUACUUUGAAUUUACUUCUCCAAUCCUUACUCCUUUUACUGAGAGACCAGCACUCACAGAGGGAAUUUAACGCUUCACAACUAAACAGAAUUGGAUUUGUGGACACGAUUCUCACUCUCUGCAAAGAGUACUUCAUGUAUGAAGAUCUGGAGGCAUUACUAGACCCAACCACAGGCAACGCAAUAGUGGAACUCGUCCGUGCCCUAAUGGGUGCACCGCCCGAAUUCGCACAUCUCGUCGCAAUCACAGAUUAUUUGAUUCUUGUGCAUCAAGCAUCAAAGACAUACGUCACUCAUUCAAAGCACAACAUCUAUUUUCUGCUGCCUCCUUUAGAAGAAGCGACAUCAGUGAUUAAGAGCAGUACGACAAUGUCUGUCAGUUCUUCCGAUGAAUCUAUUGGGACAGUCGAAAGCAGUAAACUAAGCAAAGCCUUGACGAAUAACCAGAUAAAGAAGGGCAGGAUGAAGAGAAAAGAAAGGCAAAAUGGAUCCCGGCAAGAUACGAGUACAGGUGAAGAUUCUGGAAUUGCAGCCAGCGAUGGUUCGAACCCGCAGAAUGAGAAACAGUCAGUCUGGACGGAUGAACGAAGAGCCUGUCAAGGAUUAGUAUGCGAAGGUUUGCUUUUACUGCUGCGAGAUGCUCUCAGAGUUUUGCCAGAUAGUCAAGUCGGUUCUGUUCUCAAACACGUCCUCCGAGUUGAACUUUUGCUCGUCCUGGCGAACAACCCAGAUGCCAGAGUUCGCACAGCGCUGAUCAAAGUUAUCCAAACCUAUUUAGAACGAGCGAGCGACGAGGAAAUAAACAAGUUUAUCAAGCGGAGAUAUUUUAUGCAUCUCGCGAACCAAAUCUCACUUUAUCCUGGAAGCGAACCACUUAUAGUUUCUCUAGCUAGUUUGGCUUCGAGAGGACCAACUCUGGCAGCAAUGCCUCCUUUGCUGGCUAUGAUUUCUAAAGCAGCAGCCACUGAUCCUAAUUUAGCGCGACCCAUGGUCUCCUAUUUGACAGACAUCGUUUCCAAGAACCCGAAUUCCUUAAGGAUGAUUUUAGAACAAGGCUUGAUGGAAUCCCUCGCUCGGGCACUGGUAAACGCCGCACAUAAAGGAAGUUCAGCGACUCUUUUCCGGGACAUCCACGUUUUACUUGUCGCGAUUGCAACGAAACUUUUGGAAUCUCCAGGAUAUCAUCAUAUGCAGGCGAUCGCUGAUUUGCAUUUGAUCUUGAGUCACGUGGAAUUAAGAGAAAGGGCGAAUUGCGGAACAGACAAGUCUUGUGUUUUGGUGACAAGAGAUGCUCAAGUUGCUCUUUUCGAUGGAGAACUGGAUGCGCUUACUUCUAAAGUUUCAAGCCAUUCUGGUUUUAGACUCAGGAGCACCGCAUCUUAUUUAGCAUCGGCCUCUUAUUUAACUUCGGUGCUCACAACAUCAAGUGAGCAAAGUGAUCAAGGUUCGCGAUCCUCUAGUUAUGGGAGUCUGCACGGAAGCUUGAACACGAUAUCAAGAGAACCAGGAAAAGGGGAACUCAAUGAACGAUUCCGAACGGUUUUGAAUAAGGCUGUGGAGUUUAUUACAACUGCGGAUGAGCCACCUUCUGCAAAUGAAUUACAACUAACGAGACGAUUAUUUUCAAUACUAUUGCAUGGACUAUCCGGACCUUUGGAGAGGAGGAGCUACUGGGGAGCUGUAUGGUCAUCAAGGCCAGCCUUGAGAAAAAACACAGCAAAGAUUAUGGUAUGGUUAUUGGCACCACAUCAGAACAUGGGUACAAGAGUUUAUGCAGUCAGGUCCCUUAUGGAAGAACCAAAAGUCCGAGAAAUUCUUACAUCACUUUUGGAUGUUCACCCCCAGGUUGAGCAAAAGUUUACAGUGUUCUUGUGGGAUUUAUUGUGUCGCAGAGACGAGAUGCCGAGCGCGGAUGCUAGGGUCUGCGCUGAGCUCCGAGAGGCUCUCAACGUUUGGAGUCUGGCAAAAGGCUUGGAAGAAGGAAAAGCAGCUCUCUGGUCCGAGGAACUAGAUCUCCUGCGCGGAGAAUUGGCAAAGGAUCGGAAUAUUUGGUUAGAGAGCCACUUUCCCGCGGUCAAGAGAAUUGGCGGGAAGUUCGACACGAUUGCGAAGCAGCUUAUGGAAAGCGCGAUGGCGAUAACCAGAACAGUUGUAGAAGAACAAAACCGUGAGAGAAAAGUCUUGAUGGAGAAGCUGAAAUACUCUAAAGCGAUGGAGGCCCAGGCGAUGGCUAGAUGGAAGGAAUUGACAAAACGUCUGACUCAUGAGCGAGCACCUUGGCAUUUUCCAGAGAGCUAUCCUAAUAGUUGGGAGCUCGACCCAACUGAAGGUCCCGCUAGGGUCCGGAUAAGACUUCAAAGAUGUCAUUUAAACAUCGACAAGAGGUUCUUUAUGUCUCAUCAUCAAGAAAAACUAGACUCGGCAAGGAUAGAGGCACCCUUGUCUUAUUUAUUCGCCACUGAUCGUCAGGACGCGAAUGCAACUGCUUUGAUCGAAAGGCUCCACACGAGUGAAAGAAUCCAGAAAAUGUCUCAGGCGAGUGUUGUCACGCCUCGAGCUGAAUUGGCAGGUGAAGCUCUCAUCGGCGAGUCCUGUUUCUAUUUCAUUCCCGAUAAUCCUGACAUGCCUUUACAAACAGACAUCGCUUUAGGAGGUCUUGAUCUUGCGAUGGCUGGAGGCACAGCCUGGAGACUCGAAGACAUCAGGGAAAUUCACCGGAGAAGAUAUCAGUUGCAGGAAAGAGCAAUUGAAAUUUUCCUUGUCUCAGGUAGAACCUAUCUUCUAGCCUUCAAUUCUUCAAAGGAAAGGGAUGAGUUUGCGGUGGAAUUAUCUGCUUGCAAUCUUCCAAGUCGGGUUCCUGGCGACGAUUUGGGAGAAGCCCUGUCUCUCUGGCGCAAUGGGGCUUUGACGAAUUGGGAGUACAUUAUGUGUCUGAACAAACUAGCGGGACGCUCUUAUAAUGACUUGAUGCAGUAUCCAGUAUUCCCAUUCGUCUUGUCAGAGUACACGAGCGAUAAAAUCGACCUGUCGAAUCCGAAGAUCUACAGAAACUUUAAGAGGCCAAUGGCCGUGCAGGAUAAGAAAAACGAGCAGCAUUAUGUCAACAAUUACAACUAUCUCAAGCAAGCUUUGAACGAAGGAUUGAACCUCAUUGCCUUAAAUCAAGAACCUUUUCAUUACGGUUCUCAUUACAGCAACUCUGGGACGGUUUUACAUUUUCUGGUGAGGCUUCCUCCCUUUACAAGUAUGUUCCUCUCAUACCAGGAUGACAACUUUGAUAUUCCGGAUCGAACAUUCCAUGCCUUGGCUACUACUUGGAGACUGACGAGUUGCGACUCGACGACUGAUGUUAAGGAAUUAAUUCCAGAGUUCUUUUACCUGCCAGAGUUUCUUCUCAACGCGGAAGGUUUUAACUUUGGUGUGAGACAGAAUGGGAAUAGAGUUGGGGAUGUUAAAUUACCAGCCUGGAGUGGAGGCGACGCUCGGUUGUUUAUUUUAGCUCACAGGGCAGCUUUGGAAUCGGAUCUUGUGAGGGAAGUUCUGCCGUUUUGGAUAGACUUGGUCUUCGGGUUCAGACAGACUGGUAAACCUGCAGUGGAGGCGAUUAAUGUUUUUCAUCCUGCUACCUAUUAUGGAUUUAAUGUGGAACAAAUUGCUGAUCCUCUGGAACGACAGGCUUGGGAAACGAUGGUUCGGACUUACGGACAAACUCCUGCUCAGUUAUUUAGAGCUGCUCAUCCCUUACCGAUCCAAAAUCCGGCAAUUUUCAUGCAAACGAAUAAUCUUCCGAUGGUUAUUGACGGAAUGGAUGGAAUUAAAUGGGGGAAUUAUGUGGGCGCACCUGGUAAUGAACCCGUACUCUGUUGGAAACACAAACAUAGAGCACCUCUGGCUUAUUUGGUACCGUUGUCAACGGGUGAUGUCUUUGGAAUACCGAGUGGCACGACCCUUUUAUUGGGAUACAGCAGAGAGAAAGGUGCGAGUAUGCUGAGCAACAUGUCAUUACUGGGAGCGGCUUUAGCAUCCUGGAGUGGCAAUGACGGCAUUGCGAGGCUCAAAUCGAAGAAGGAACAACCGCCGAGACCUUUGAUCAGGUCUUCUGGACUCGAUCCUAUCACAGUAAUGAGCUCAGCGCCAGAUUCUGGUCAACUUUGGGCUGGCCAUUCAUCGGGUAGCAUCUCAGUUUACGCCUACGGAAUAAAUCCCACCGGAAAAAUUGAAUUUAGACUUGCUGCAGAGACUAUUUUAUUGGCACAUCGAAGUUCAGUCACAGUAAUAUCUCUCAGUCGGGCUUUUAGCAUCGGUGUAUCAGGCGAUGCAGAAGGAGUUAUCGCUAUCUGGGACUUAAACUGCUUGACGUACGUUCGAUCAAUUGUAUGUGAUGCGGGACAUCCAAUCACUAUGAUUUCAAUCAGCGAAACAUUGGGAGAUAUUGCAGCUGUUUUCGAUGUAACAAAAAAUUCAGAACGGAAUUCUUAUAAUAAAUCGGAAUUGAGAGUCUACACAAUCAAUGCUCGACCUGUUGGAUCUGUGACAUCUCGAAGAAAAAUUACUGCAUUAUCUUAUAGUAAUGCACCAGAAGGUGUUUCUGUAAAUGUCAUUAUUACGGGAUUAGAUAACGGAGUGCUUAGAUUUUGGAGUAGUUGGGAUUUAAGACUCGUUCGAGAAAUGGGCAACGACACAGCAGAUUGCGGAGCCAUAAUUGCAAUCACAUGGUCGUUCGACCAGCAUCAUUUGUAUGUCGCAACGGACAAUUCAACCGUUUUAAUCUGGGAAGGAACAAGGCGUUUGAACAACGGAACUCCAAAAUUCGUGAACCUUUCUUCGCUCUGAAUGAAGUGAUAUUGUACAUAAUAAUGAUAUUUAUACUCUGAAUGAUACGUCUGAAGUAAUGUAAAAUACUAUUUUCGUACGUAUGACCUGUUAUUAGUCUUCAUGGUACGUACGAUCGUAACUCGAUUAUAUUGAUAUUAUUCGCCGGUCGAUACAAUUUUCGACACUUUCGACAAGUUAUCAUUGAGCUAUAAAGCGUUUUUUUUUUCAAACCCAUUUACUAGAUUUAAGAGUUAGAAUUGUUCAAAUGCCAAAAUGUCAUAAUUGAUAAAUCAGUGAUCCUAAUUAUAAUUAGAGGCAUUGUCGUGUAACACAGUAGUCUUAAGAUGUUAGUAGCUAUGUAUAAUAUCGAAUUGAGCCUACUGUACAAAAGUUAAAAAAGGACUGAAGUAUUAUUUUAUAGUUUAUAAUAUCAUAAUUAUUUUUAUUGACUGCACGUAUAUUUUUUUCUAUA